This is a messenger RNA of Pomacea canaliculata, 2344 nucleotides long. RefSeq lists its product as uncharacterized. Bases 133 to 1050 code for a protein of 305 amino acids. The transcript has 9 exons. The record is from RefSeq and is a predicted model, not a curated record. NCBI's taxonomy places the organism in Eukaryota, Metazoa, Mollusca, Gastropoda, Architaenioglossa, Ampullariidae. Gene Ontology annotation, molecular function: monocarboxylic acid transmembrane transporter activity. Gene Ontology annotation, biological process: monocarboxylic acid transport.
AAUUUUAGAACGCAAAUAACUUGACACAAAUAAACAAGACUGUAUUUAGCAAGUGGCGGCGGUCAGAGUCGGACAGUAGACAGAACCUACAGGUCUGUACAAGGUGACUGUCAACCUUCCACAACUGUCGCCAUGGAGACCCCGAGCGUGCACAGGACGAUAGUUUCAGAGACCCUCGAAAAAAUGAAAAAACUUUCUGAAGAGAUAUCAAGGGAAAAUGAGAGUCCCACAGAAGAGGCACACGGAGGACACUCGCUCCGACUACAAACUGGUCUGAGAGUCACUGUUCCUACAGAGGCUGUGGAGGGCGAACUGAGGAAAAAAACUCGGAUGAAAUGCCUCAUCCUCCUUGCUGCUGUCAUCAUCAUGCCCGCGGUCGCCAUGUUUAAGGAAAUGAUGGGGCUGGCCAUCACUCAGGGCAUCGGGGUGACAGAUGACUCACGCUCCCUUGGGCCAGGGUACAAGAAUACAUACAAAAUCGUCUACGGAAUCUCGGGUAUAAUUAGCGGUGUGCUCAUCACUGUGUUCAACUACCGACCUGUGGCGGCGGCAGGGGCGGUGGUGUCAUGUCUUGGCUGUCUGGUCACAUCUUUAUUGCACACGAAGGACAAGCAAGCUAUCACCUUCUUCUACUGCAUUUUACCAGGUUUGGGCAACAACUUUCUGUACACCACGGUGGUAGUGGCGGUACUGGAAUGUUUCGGGGACAAGAGGAUGCUCAUUGUCAUCUUCACUUUUGUCGCGCAGUUCAUCAUUGAGUUCAUCCUCAUGCUUAUUUCACUACUGGACACGGAGGCUGUGCUGAGCUCGAGUUGGCGAGUCACCCUGGGCAUCAUGUGUGGCAUCUAUGGUCUGUGUCUCCUCGCCUCGUGUGCUCUGGUCCCUCUCAACUUGUACAUGAAGAACAACCCUCGUCAGAGUCUGCGCAGCCGCAUCAUGAACACCGAGAACCUGAGUGUCUUCAGGACUCCGCUACUCUACGCCAUGAGUGGUGUCUUCUUCUUCACGGGAAUAGGGCUCGAUAUUCCAUUGGAUGAGGUAGGGAGAUGAUAUGGCUUUGCGCCCCUGAUUGUGCUGGCUGCUGUCCUGUUGGCGAUGAUAAUCAGCUGCUGCUGCUUCAGAAAGUUACCAAGGGAGACAUCCAUGACCGCGAUCACAAUCCUGGGUUUCUUUAUGGGAGUUUGGACACUGUCUGUCAAAGGGUUUAAUGCUCAGACCUAUACCUGCAUCUACAGCCUUCUCUACGGCAUGGGAUAUGGUUUGCGAGAACCAAUCGCAAGAAACCUGAUUCCACUGGUGAUGGGAGACAAGUACCUGGGACUUACAGUCGGGUGCCUCAGCUUUGCGUCGGGUGUGGGUUCCAUUAUAGGGGAGAAGAGUUCAAAUGCUAUGAUAGAAGACCUGAGACGAAUAGAUGCACCAUUCUACCUGUCGGGCAUCAGUCUGAUCACAUCGUCGCUGAUGAUGCUUGUCGUCAUCAAGGUUGUUAGAAAUGCAACUCGAACUGCGUGUGAGACCAACAACGAGGAGCGAGGUGCAGUAGAUGUGACACAGCCUCCAACGACCGAGGCAAUCAGUCUACCAAGGGUAUCUGUUCACAGUGUUUGAAGAUAAACAUCACACAUCGACAAUGUCCGUGUUUCAAAGUGGAGCCUGGUACGUUUGAGAUCCCGCCGAACUUUGAACUUCUUUCACCAACUGACCGAUGACACAGUGCUUUGAGAGUUCUGGGUGUCAUUUAUAUUUAGUGAGAACAUAUUUUCACCUGCUGUAAAACUUCUUCGAUUCCAUACCAAGCUUUGAUGAAAGGAAAAUGUCUUCUUUCCUCCCCUCCCCCUGUACAAAGUCUCUGUGGAGAAUUCAGUUCUGGAUCCAAAGGUCCUUUGUGUGUUUGCAGUGUAAGGGAUCCUGUCUAGAGGUUGUCUUCAUGUCGUGUGUGUGAGGGUGGCCAGGGUUUUGGUUAAAGGCUGGGAGGACUAGGAUGGGAGGCAAAAUGAGAUGGGUACUCAUUAUAAUUGUUUGGGUUUAUUGACUUUGUUGGGCAGUGGGUUGGAGAUGAUGUGUGAGUGGAGGGGUAGGUUUAGGAGGAAGGCUAGGAUUGGUAUGAAGUUUAGUUUUAGUUUUCUAACCGAUGAUCUUAACGAUUUGUUAGAUGUCACUUUUACAUAUGUUUGUGUUUAUCAAUGGAAUAUGUGUGCAGUGGUUAAAUGGUGUAGAGUGACUUUGGCAGAUACUCACAUUCUGGAUCCAAGCUCUUGCAGCAAUAACUAAUCUCUGUGUGUAUAUGAGGAAUGGGGUAAGUGUGUGUGUGUAUGUGCGCUUGCUUACAUGUGUUUAUGUGCAA